Molecule: messenger RNA, 765 nt
Organism: Epithele typhae
Lineage: Eukaryota; Fungi; Basidiomycota; Agaricomycetes; Polyporales; Epitheliaceae
Product: scamp-domain-containing protein
Exons: 10
Biological process (GO): protein transport
Cellular component (GO): recycling endosome membrane; trans-Golgi network membrane
Source: RefSeq, a predicted model, not a curated record
AACGAAAACCCGUUUGCGUCUUCGCAUUCCCUGGAUGCGAAUCCGUUUGACGACCCGGCCGCCUCUCAGCAGGCGAGCAACACAGCAAGGCUGGAGGAGAUCAGGCAGAGAGAACUUGAACUUGAGCGCAGGGAGAGAGAACUUGCUCAGAAGUCGGAUCACAUUCGCAAACAUGGGCGGAACAACUGGCCUCCUUUCUUCCCCCUCAUAUUCCACUCCAUCUCGGAGGAAUUGCCGUCUGAGGCCCAGCCGUUGAUCACCCGACUGUACCAACUGUGGCUGGUCCUGGCCGGUACACUUCUGGUCAACAUGCUUGCGUGCAUCUUCAUAUUGGCUUCCGGAUCGUCGAAUGGUGGGAGUGACCUCGGGUCAAGCAUCGGCUAUGUUUUGUUCAUUACGCCGUUGUCCUUCCUGCUAUGGUACCGACCGAUUUAUAACGGCUAUAUGAAGGAGCAAGCCCUCUACUACUAUCUGUAUUUCUUCUUCGGUGGAUGGCACCUGUUGUUCUCCGUAUACAUGAUCAUUGGCAUCCCAAGUACUGGCUCCGCGGGCUUUAUUCAGACCAUCCGGGCGUUCAGCAAACCAUCGCUUCCUUCAGCGAUUAUCGGUACCGUGGCCACUGUCGGAUGGAUAGUGCAAGGCGCAGGUUUGGGAUUCUACUAUCGCCAGAUUUGGGCACACCACAAGGCUGCCGGCCACUCGGUCGAGAAGGCGAAGACUGAGCUUGCGAGUCAUGGCGCCAAGGCUUACUUCACGCGUGGUUAA